This is a messenger RNA of Brassica rapa (field mustard), 2513 nucleotides long. Its product is annotated as probable beta-1,3-galactosyltransferase 12. Lineage: Eukaryota; Viridiplantae; Streptophyta; Magnoliopsida; Brassicales; Brassicaceae. Gene Ontology annotation, molecular function: galactosyltransferase activity. The record is from RefSeq and is a predicted model, not a curated record. Gene Ontology annotation, cellular component: Golgi membrane.
AAAGACGGAUUUGGAAUCAGCGGUAAUUGUUGCAGAGGAAGAGGGGCUGAAGUAGACGGGUAGUGAAGAGGAGCGGCGGACGCAUAAGAAGCUUCGUUGUAUGGAACUUCCAUAAUGGAAGAGGCAGAAGCAAUGGAGAUAGUGUUUAGGAAAAGAACCAGAACGAGAUGAAUCAGAUAAUUGAUUUUGGCGUUAAUUGCAGUUAUAAAAAGCUAUUAUUGGGCUGAGAUCUCCAUUAGUUAAGGAAGAGAAGUUAAUCUUUUUACGAAGCAGUUAUAUAGAUUCAAGUUAAUCUUUUCAUUCCUAAAUAUUAACUGAUGCAACCUAAGGUAAAAAUAACAUAAUUUUUGUUUAGUUGAUGUUAAGGAAAAAAUUAGUUACCUUCACUUUCGCAGUUAAGGUUAAUUUAUAAAUAUAUUAUUUUAAUCUAUUUUUUAUUGGCAUCAGUUUUUUUUACGUUAGUUUUAUAUCAUUAGAUAAAUGAUUUUAAACUAUGAAAUAAGUGCAUCAUUAAUAUAACUGAGAUAAAUUUAUAUAAUAACAUCAGUUUUGUUAGAGUGAUACAAACUAUUUUUAUUGGCAUCAAUUUUCUUUUUGAUGUAAGUUUUAUAUCAUUUAGAUAAGUGAUUUUAAACUACAAGAUAGAUGCAUCAUUUAUUUAACUGAUAUAUAUUUAUAUAAUAACAUCAGUUUUGCUAAAGUGAUACAAACUAAUAAAAAUACAUCACUUAGCUGAAUUGAUGUCAAAUAAUUUAAUUAAAACAUCGCUUUUUUGCAAUUGAUGCAAAAUUUUACAUAUUUGUAUCAUUCUCAAAUAAGUAAUUUAAAAUAGAAUCAUUUAAUUUUGUGAUACAGUUUAAGUGAUUUAAUUCACCUCUUUUUUUGUAGUGCAUUCAUUGCCCUCUUUCUUUUUAUGCCAAUAAAUAAAAAUUAUUAUUACAUAGCAAAAAGAUUGUCGUGUAAGAAAAUUAACAAAAGAAGCAUAAAAAGUGGAAAAUAAUUAGAUUCGCAAUCAGAAGCCACACUUCACCACCGUCACUACAGAUCUAAAAGAACAAAAACCACCCAGUUUAUCUCAAAACCCGAACUUGCCCUUCCACCACCCUCAGAUUUACGAUAAUGCCACUCUUCUCCCACCGCUUCACCACCGCAUCUUCCACCGGCCCUGCAACUCCUUCCUACUACAGCAAACCCUCGAAGAGCCACAAACACAGCUCUUCCGCCUCUCGUGUCCACGUGGCUAUCGUACUCUUCUCCCUCGUCUCUCUGUUCAUCGGACUCGCCGGAACCAUCUUCGCAAUCACUUCCUCCGGAGGUCCUUCCUCCGUGUAUCGAUGCGGCGGAUCUAAAGACACUUCGCGAGUGUUCGGUUCAAGAAAACUCGGUGGGAACGGCGGCGUAUUGCCGGAGAGACGAAAGGUUAUAGGAUUGGUUGGGAUCCAAACUGGUUUCGAUUCUGGUGAUCGUCGUGCCGCUUUGAGAAGCACUUGGUUCCCUUCCGAUCCUGAUGCUCUUCUAAGGUUGGAACAGGCGACUGGAUUAGCUUUUAGAUUUGUGAUUGGACGGUCAAAGGAUGAAAAGAAGAUGGCUGAGCUUGAAAAGGAGAUAAAAGAACACAGAGAUUUUGUGCUUCUUGAUGAUGUUGAGGAAGAGUAUCUACGACUUCCUUAUAAAACGUUGGCCUUCUUCAAAGCAGCUUUUAAACUCUUUGAAGCUGAUUAUUAUGUCAAAGCCGACGACGACAUUUACUUGAGACCAGAUCGACUUGGGACGCUUCUUGCCAAGGAAAGACUUCAUUCACAGACGUACAUUGGCUGCAUGAAGAAAGGACCAGUUAUAACUAAUCCUAAACUCAAAUGGUACGAGAAACAGGGCAAUUUGAUUGGAAAUGAAUAUUUCUUACAUGCUUAUGGACCGAUGUACGUUCUUUCAGCCGAGAUAGUGGCUUCACUUGCAUCAGCUCGGAACGGCAGCUUGAGGAUGUUUAACAAUGAAGAUGUAACCAUCGGAUCUUGGAUGCUUGCAAUGGAUGUACAUCAUGAGGACAACCGUGCUUUAUGCGAGCCUCGUUGUUCCCCAAAGUCCAUAGCAGUAUGGGACAUUCCCAAAUGCUCAGGGCUUUGUAACCCGGAGAGUCGGUUAAAGGAGCUUCACAAUAUGGAAAUUUGCUCCAAGAGUCCGACAUUGCCUCCCGAUGACUUGGACCAGUAGUUUGUGUUGCGAACAGUUCUACAGAAUAUAUGAUCUCAUAGUUCCAACAUCCUUGGAGCUGUAAAGGGGGAAGAUGACUUCAUAGUUCUUUACAUUAUCUGAUUCUUGUUGUAGUUGUCUCAUGUACCACAUUUAUACUGAAGUUAUAUAUAUAUAUAGACCAGAUACCACAAGAUUAUUUUUCUGUAAAAUUAGAUUUAUGGGGCCAGUGGUGUAGGCACUGGGAGAUGAUAUAGUAUUAAUCAUGUUUGAUUUUGUAAAAGAGAUCUCAUUCAAUGUAUUAUUUGUUUUGUUUUUGUGUC